Lytechinus pictus (painted urchin) is the source of this 3714-nucleotide messenger RNA. Its product is annotated as acetyl-coenzyme A transporter 1-like. Bases 532 to 2160 code for a protein of 542 amino acids. The record is from RefSeq and is a predicted model, not a curated record. Gene Ontology annotation, molecular function: acetyl-CoA transmembrane transporter activity. Lineage: Eukaryota; Metazoa; Echinodermata; Echinoidea; Temnopleuroida; Toxopneustidae. Gene Ontology annotation, cellular component: membrane. The transcript has 7 exons.
GAAUAGCAAAAUCACAACACGCACACUCGCACUGGUCAAAAUUUGUAUCUGCUACUGUACCAACAACACAAUAAAAUCCGUUCUAAUCGGAUCUAUGCGGGUGCAUAAAAUAUUUUUACACACCCAUUUUGCAUGCAUACAUCCUCACUUUUCAUAUUAUUAGCAUUAUUUCACGGUGAAAUGAUAUUUCAUCGAUAAUUUUGGGGGUUUUUGGACAUCGUUAUCAUCAGUCAACGGCUUUUCCCCAAUCCGCCAUCUUGGAUUUUAAGACCACGAUAUCGUGCUGUUACAUCUUCAAACGUAGAGGGCAGCAACACACGACCGUGUACAUGUAGUUGAACGAUAUGUGUGCAUAUGUGAAGCCCAUCCCGGCCGGCCGGGUACGGGUACGGUGCGGGGUACAAACGAGUGUGCUGAUGUCGAGUGCAGUCACGAUGUGUGAAUUGUCAUGAUAGUAGCGAAUUUGAAAUCUACCUGUUUCUGAAUUUCCUCUUGGAGACCUGCCAAGCAGUGAAGACCAACUGAAGGACCAUGAGAAGAGGCAAGGAUAGACAGGGGAGUGACAUGCAAGAGGUUGAUGAUAGAGCGGCUCUUAUGAAAGAAGAUAUGGAUGUCCCAACUGACAGAAAAGGACUGGAUUCCGAACCUGAUAAAAACCAUGCAGGAUGCACUAACCUUGGUCGGGAUCGGAACAGUAUCGCGUUGCUUCUGCUUCUCUACAUCCUUCAGGGGAUACCCCUUGGCCUUGCCGGAAGCAUCCCUCUCCUCCUGCAAAGCCGUAGCAUCAGCUACAAGCAACAAGCCAUCUUCAGCUUUGUGUACUGGCCAUUUAGCGUCAAGCUCCUCUGGGCACCUAUCGUUGAUUCUGUCUUCUUUUCACGGAUCGGUCGUCGCAAGUCAUGGCUGAUCCCAUGUCAGUACCUGAUUGGCCUUUUCAUGAUGAUACUGUCAGGUCAAGUCACGAGUCUCUUGGGUGAUGAUGGAAAAGAUCCAAAUGUCCUCUUGCUGACCGUCCUUUUCUUUAUGCUGAACUUCCUGGCAGCCACGCAGGAUAUCGCUGUGGAUGGUUGGGCCCUUACUAUGUUGUCUCCGUGUAAUGUUGGAUAUGCGUCAACAUGCAAUUCCGUUGGUCAGACAGCUGGUUACUUCAUUGGGAAUGUGAUCUUCAUUGCCCUGGAGUCCGCUCAUUUUUGCAAUACUUACAUACGUUGGGAGCCCCAGGAGCAGGGAAUAGUCACUUUACAAGAUUUUUUAUUUUUCUGGGGGAUUGUUUUCUUCAUCACAACAACCAUCAUCGGCAUAUUAAAACACGAGAAGGAUAGCCAUGGAGAUCAUGAGAUGGAUGUCAUCACUGCGUAUAAACAGUUCUAUCAAAUUUUGCAGCUUCCAGUUGUCAAAACAUUUCUUAUGAUUGUCAUCACUUCCAAGAUGGGUUAUGCCGCUGCUGAUGCCAUCACAGGUCUCAAACUGAUAGAAGCCGGAGUACCAAGGGAGGACAUGGCUCUCCUCGCCAUCCCCCUCGUCCCCCUCCAGAUAAUCAUGCCUUGGUUUAUUAGCAAGUAUACAGCCGGAACAAGGCCGUUGAAUAUCUACCUCAAAGCCAUGCCAUGGAGGUUGAUUAUGGGCCUUGAAUUUGCCUUUGUAGUUUGGGUGACUCCAUCUUUUAAACUUGCUGACGGAUCUUUUCCUGUCUCUUAUUUUGUGUUGCUUCUCAUCAGCUAUGCAGUUCAUCAGGUGGCCCUUUACAGCAUGUUUGUAUCUACCAUGGCAUUCAAUGCCCGUGUCUCUGAUCCUCUGAUGGGAGGUACUUACAUGACCCUGCUCAACACCGUCUCCAACCUCGGGGGCAACUGGCCCGUCACGGUAGCCCUAUGGCUAGUGGACGGCCUCAGCUGGAAGUCAUGCCAUGGGGGCACAGAGGAAGGGUUGGAUUGCGACACGAAAGCAGAAGCAGAGGUGUGCACAAAAGCUGAUGGCAAAUGCGUCACCGAUAUCGACGGCUACUACAUAGAAUCUAUCCUCUGCGUGAUUAUUGGGUUUGCAUGGUUAGGAAUCUGCGCUCAAAGGAUACGCAGGCUGCAAGAGCUACCUCUCGAUUCUUGGAGAUUACCAAAUAAAAGAUCAUCAAGGUCACCUCAGAAAGGCUCAUCAAUAGAUUGACUAUCACUGGCUCAUCAGGUAUGAGCCAAAUCUUAAGAACUGUUUAAUUGUAGUAUUGUGUUCCUCAAGGCCGGUCUUUGCCUCAAGAACAAUGAUGGAGCCUUUGGCUUUGUCCUUGGCCCCCGACUUCUAGUCCUUGGCCUUAGCCUUGGAGGUCUAGUCCUUUGACUUGACCACAGAGGUCUGUAUUCCUUGGUCUUUGCCUUGGAUGUCUGCAGGCCUUAGCCUUGGGGAUCUUUAGUCCUUUGCCUCCAAAGUCUGUCAUCCUUGGUCUUCUCCUUGCCUUGGUUUUGGAGGUCCUUUACCAUGGAAGUCUGAAAUUCUUGGUCUUACCCUUUGGCUCAGAUGCUUUUAGUCCUUGGCCAUGUCCAUGUCCUUGGAGGUCAUAACUUCUUGUCCAUGGAUGCUUGGUAUUGGUCUCGGGCAAUAGGCCUUGUCCUUGACCUCAGAAUUCUGAUCUUGCACAAAAUACAAAUUCAUUCCCCCAGAAUGUCCAAUCCAUUAAAGCAUUGGUCCAAAUACUUCUUGCGUUUGUAAUUGAAAUUCAUUGUUUAAAAAAAGUUUAGGUUUGCAAAUUAAGCCCCCACCCCCUUGCUAGACAAUGAUUAAUAUUCAUAGCAUCCAGCAUAUGAUAGGACCAUAAAUUAUGAUCCAUGAGCAAGGUCAUUGCUUAUGUGAUUUUGAGUCCUUAUGAGAUAUUGAUAUUGUAUAUGUGCAUAUAUAACAUUUUAUGCAAAAGAAAUAUUUAUAUUCAUGCAUUUAGAUAAUUGGAAUAUUCCUGAGAAUUUAAGUUCUUAGAAAGUAUAUGAACCUUGAACAUUUAGAUUUAUAUGUAUAUCUUGCUUAGUUGUUUGUACUUGAUUCAUGAUUAGUUCUUGGGAAUGUUUCACAAAUAGAGUUAACUUGCACUUACUAUUCAAUGGAUUCACAAUACAGUGCGCCAUAUGCGGACAGGCCAAAAUUUGCAAUGCCUCAUGGGAUAAAGUCGACAUCUGUUGGGCAUGCUAGUACUAAAGUGCAUGCAUGCAUGUGAUUAUUACCCGCUGGCCGACACGGCUCAACCAGGUAUGCUGUUUAAUUGGGUCCAGGAGAUGGGAGAGAAAUUUGCCUGCAUAUUGCUUUGCAAAAUGUAGACCAUCUUUGGUGAAUUCUUGCCAUAUGGUUUUCAUUUUUUUGAAGCAUCACAUUACAGUACACUAGCACUGUGUGCUGCCUGUGCCAUGUCGAACCCGAAGUUAGAAAGUUGGCCUGUUUGCUGCAACCGAUAGAUGGCGCACCAUAUUGUGAAUCACUUAAUUGUGUGUGAUAUAUUACGUAUGGUAUACAUAUGUUUGCAUAGGUAAGACCACACUGCGUCAAUUCAUCAAUGAAAUUGUGUAUUAGAUAUCAUAUGCAUGUUCGUACUUAUGAAUGACUUGAAAAUCAUACUCAACUUUUGUGAAACAGACCCUGUGAUCUUUCAACCAACAUCAUUACUCUGAGGCCUUUUUCUGAAUGAGUUGCAAUCAAACACAAUCCCAAGUACUAUGAAAUACAACUUGAUUUUUAAACCAA